This is a messenger RNA of Danio aesculapii, 1644 nucleotides long. RefSeq names its product centromere protein V (gene cenpv). The transcript is spliced from 5 exons. Gene Ontology annotation, molecular function: carbon-sulfur lyase activity. The record is from RefSeq and is a predicted model, not a curated record. Lineage: Eukaryota; Metazoa; Chordata; Actinopteri; Cypriniformes; Danionidae. Bases 169 to 618 code for a protein of 149 amino acids.
CGUGACUCAGCCGGUCAACAGUGUUUGUGCUGUCCUUAAAGCUGGUCGUCAACUGAGUAAAGAAUGUUCAACAGGACAGCAUGACUUGACACUUUAAACCAGUUUGCCUGAGGAAGAUAAACAGCUGGUUUAAACGUCACAUUUAGCAUAUAUUAAGUUAGAUAUUAAAUGGCGCACGUAAUCAAAAAUGAAAGGUCGCCUGAUGGUCUUGUGAAACACAGCGGAGGUUGUCACUGCGGCGCGGUGCGUUUUGAGGUGUGGAGCGCCCCAGAUUUACACGUGUUCAAUUGCAAUUGCAGCAUUUGCACAAAGAAACAGAAUCGUCACUUCAUCGUGCCAAAAUCCCAGUUCACCUUGCUGCAGGGAUCAGACAACAUAAACACAUACACAUUUAACACACACAUGGCCAAACACACAUUCUGCAAAACGUGCGGCGUCCAGAGUUUCUACACUCCACGCUCCAACCCUGAUGGGUUUGGUGUGGCACCUCAUUGUUUGGACCCUGGAACGGUAAACAGCGUGACUGUGGAGGAUUUUUGUGGACAGAACUGGGAGGAAAGUAUGCAGGAGCAUAAGACUAUAAAAAAUAUGUCAAAACCAACAACACAGAACACAUAACUCUGCUUCCAGUGGUCAUUUGAUCUGUUAGACUACAGGUGUCAAAUCCAGUUCCUGGAGGGUUGCAGCUCUGCAGUUUAGUUUCAACCCUGCUUCAACAUUACCUGUAGGUUUCACAGGCUGUUUCUCAGUUCCACGAACGCUGAGAACAGACUUGUGUUCUUGUGGAGACCGUUGCCUUAGAAGAAAGAAACUCAAAAGACCGCGAGAACAGAGAACGCAUCCUUUGAGAAAUGAGAUGCUGUCUUGAUGGUUAUGUGAUCUUCACACAUUUUUAAUGGAAAAUUAUUUAAACAUUACAGCAGGUUUCUCCUGAGACAAAUAAGUUAUAUGUCUGAACUUUAUUAAUGAAUCUAUAUACAAUGAAGUGCUUCCCACCUCCUUUAAAUAGCCACAAUGACUUCUGAGACUUCUCAAGUGAAUUUUGCUCUCAGGUCUGCAUCAAUGCAUCCUCGAUAUCGAGAACACAUCCGGGAACUUUCACGCGUCCUCCGUUCUUGUGGUUCUGAGUUUUGGAAAUGAACUUUGGUUUGAUGAUGGCGUUACACAAGGACGCAAGAUUGCUGAAGAAUGCCUAUUAAGAAACAGCCAAACAAGCCUGAAGGACUCAAUUAGUUUGAUCAGGUGUGUUUAAUUAAGGUUAAAGUUAAACUGUGCAGAGCUACGGCCCUCCAGGAACUGAAUUUGACACCUGUGUGUUAGACUUUCAGCAAGAGAACUUAACAUGUAUUGUCCUGCUUGAGACAUGUUUAUUGAUCAAUUAUUAACACUGAAUCACACUUUGGGUUCGGGUAUUGGUUUAACCUCCUAUUGUAUAUGUUAGUGCACUCCUAAACAUUGCCAAAACUCACUUUUCUAGAUAUUUGCAUGACAUAUAUUUUCUGAGAAAAUGGACUAAAUGACUCCUUGUUGAAUCGACAUGCCAAUCUGAGUGAAACAGCAUACUGUCAAGAAUGCAAACAUUAGCUUUCUAUAAAUAUUGGAAUGGCAUGGUUUUAUGAUGAUAAAAGGAUGGUCUUAUUGACG